GACCAAGUCAUCGUGGUCAACUGUCUUUAACGCGUACUCUACCCCACUUCUUCACUCGGAUUAAGGCUUAUCAAGGAAGUAUAUUGCAUCGAACGCGGGCCCGAGAGGGACCUGCAAUGACUCGCAAUGACUCUUGAACUACCCAACAUGCAUGAACCAGCUAAUGGAUCAAACGAUUACCAUCUGGAUGUUCUAGGACAACAUACAUUAAUCGAUGUGUAUACGCAGAUAUGCUUAUGCUUUACAGUGCCCGAUGCUUCUUCGCAUUCAGCAAUCAUCGCCACCUUGACGAAUGGUCUCGAGCGGCUGUCCGCGAGCUUUCCAUGGAUAGCGGGCCAGCUCGUCAACGAAUCUUCAGGAGGGGCUUCAGGCAUCUUCAAGAUCAAACCAUUGGAAAAAAUUCCUCGUCUAGUCAUCAGAGACCUCAGAAAUGACCCCUCUAUACCAACGAUGGAUGCCCUCAAACGAGCCGACUUCCCCUUCAGCAUGCUGGACGAAAACGUCAUUGCACCUCGCAAAACGCUAUCAGAAAGCUCCGACAUAAAACCUGUCUUCCUCCUCCAAGCCAAUUUUAUCACUGGCGGCCUCCUGCUCACCAUCCUCGCCCAGCACAACAUAAUGGACAUGAUUGGCCAAGGCCAGGUCAUGGAUCUCUUCUCAAAAGCUUGUCGCAAUGAACAAUUCACAAGCGAAGAAUUAUCAUCUGGCAACGUUGACCGCCGCAAUCUUGUCCCCUUACUCGAUGAUUCCUACAAACAGGGCCCCGAGCUCGCGCACCAGAUUAUGAAACCCAAUUCCAACGACCCAGAACCAACACCUCCCCCUCCAAAGUGCACCUGGUCCUACUUCAUCUUCGACCCUACCUCGCUCACCGCUCUAAAAUCGAUCGUUUCAAAAACCAUCACUUCAGGCUACAUAUCCACCGACGACGCUCUCACCGCCCUUAUCUGGCAAUCAAUUACCCGUGCCCGCCUCCCCCGCUUAAAUGCCUCAGUGGAGUCAACAUUAUCCCGCGCUGUCGAUGUACGACGGUAUUUGGGUAUCUCGGAGACGUACCCGGGUCUUAUGCAGAAUAUGACGUAUCACACGUACACGCUUCAGAAGCUGGUUGAGGAGCCGUUGGGUGGUGUCGCAUCAUAUCUUCGUGCGGCUGUAGACCCCAAAACAUCGAGCCUAGCGUACGACACCCGUGCCCUCGUAACCUUCGUCGACCGCACACCGGACAAAAACGCUGUCUCUUUUACAGCGACGGUUGACCAAUCAUCAGGAAUCAUGCUCAGUUCGUGGGCGAAGAUAGAUUGUUAUAAUCUCGAUUUCAACCUUGGGUUGGGUAAACCUGAGGCUGUGCGGAGACCGCAAUUUGACCCCUGCGAGAGUUUACUAUAUUUCAUGCCUAAACGGCCGGACGGCCAGAUUGCGGUUGGGAUUUGCUUGAGGGAUGAAGAUAUGGAUAGGUUGAGAGCGGACAAGGAAUUUACAAAGUAUGGGAGGUAUGUCGAGGAUGGCUGAGGGCCGUCUGAUCGAGUAGAAAAGAACGGAUAACUCUGACAUGGUAGCUUGAAGGUUGGCCAGCAAUAUGAUUUGUGGAACGAAUCUAGUAAGUAGGAAGAUGUAGUUGGUUAGGAUGAUGUAUGCGAAUGUGUGCACGAUCUGCAUUCGGCACAACAAGGUUAAUUCAAUAACCUUAGACUCAUGGUCAAGCGUGAACACAAAAAAAUUAAGUAGUGCUGCACCCAGUGACAGAACCAGUUUAAACUCGUAUCACUCAAAUUAGGAGCAAAAUCACAGCUCAAAUACGACCUAUCUACCGAAAGUAGGCCAUCAAGGCGCUCGGGACAAGCAGAGACGUGAAACUUGGGGUGCGACUUUCAAAAAGUGUCAGUCGUGCGUUGGAUUAAAAACCAAUUGACCAAAGUUCAUAACACUAAUAAUUCACGCUGAAAUAGUUCAGAUUUAACCGGAGGUCUCUGCGUUAACUGCCUGUUGUUGUGCAGCAAAUGUCGUUGCAACAAUUGGGCAACCUUUUCCUGGUCCAUUCAAGUUCUGGAGUGUUAUGGAUGCAGCGGUAAGCCGUGCACUUUGUGACGCCGUGCUAUUAUCCGUAGGGAAAGUCAAGUGGACAGUAGGAUUUAGCACAGCGUAACCGGCACGAAUGUUUGCUGUCAAGUUCUAGAUAUAGUUCGUCUGAUCAGGUGGACAUUGACACGGAAUCAGGAUGGGUUUUCCACUGGUGUCG
Molecule: messenger RNA, 2236 nt
Organism: Serpula lacrymans var. lacrymans S7.9
Lineage: Eukaryota; Fungi; Basidiomycota; Agaricomycetes; Boletales; Serpulaceae
Exons: 4
Coding region: 127-1509 (460 amino acids)
Source: RefSeq, a predicted model, not a curated record